AUGACGGAAUCACGGAUAAAACGGCUUGCUACGACAUUGAUGGAUGCCACCACAGAUAAGGACCUGCUAGUCCAGGAGCAGAUCUACAAUGCUUUGUGCUACCUGGGGGAAUCUGAGCCCGAGGAGAUCCUCAACUCCUGUGACGAGUACCUCCGGCAGCAUGACAAGCUGGCCUACCCUCACCGGGUGAUCAUCCUGAAGGCAAUGGAAACUGUGGUGAAGAACAACAUUGCCCUCUUGGACAAAAGCAUAGCGAAGGUGGUUAUCUUCCUGGCGUCUAAUGAAAUGACCAAGUCAAAGGAGGUGAUCCGGGACUGGCAGCAAGCCGCGAGCAACGUCCUUGUUGCGGUGGGGCAGCGCUUCAUCAACAAGGUGAUGGAGGAGGUACUCACUAAGUUUCAGCCAGGAAUCCUGCCGCAUUACUUCGUCAUGCAGACGUUUGCAAACCUCUCUGUGUCGAACGUGUUCGGAAUGGUGCCUUUUCUCAACUCCAUCCUCGGGACGAUGCUGCCCAUGCUGGGAAUGGCCAAACAGGACCACAUGAAGUCUGUCUUCUGCUACGCUCUGCAGCACUUCAGUGAGAGCAUCCAGGAGUACUUGGCGAACUUGGACAAGGCCCCGGACCCCACGGUCAGGAAGGACACCUUCUCAAACGAGAUCUUCAGUGCGUAUGAAGUGCUCUUCAACAGCUGGCUGCAGCACCGGGAAGCCAAGCUGAGACUGGCCGUGGUGGAGGCUAUGGGACCUAUGAGUUACCUGAUGCCCAGUGAGAAGCUGGAGGAGCAGCUCCCUAAGCUGAUUCCAGGCAUCCUCGCCCUCUACAAGAAGCACACGGAGGCCUUCUACAUAUCCAAGAGCCUCUGCCAGAUCCUGGAAGCUUCUGUCAACAUCGGCAGCCGCAGCCUUGAUGUGCAGCUGGACUCUCUCCUGGGCACCCUGCACCCCCAGAUUUGUGCUCCUGCAGAUCCGUCUGUCCCCCUGACUGUUAAAAAUCACACUGAGGUUCUUCGGUGCUUCACUGUCCUGGCCUGCUCAUGCCCUGACCGUGUGCUGGCCUUCCUCCUCCCGAAGCUGGAGAGCAGCAACGAGAGGACCCGUGUGGGGACGCUCCUCAUCAUGAGGCAGAUCAUCAACAGUGCCCCCUCUCAAAUGGAGAUUAAAAAGCCCUUCAUUCUUUCGUCUAUGAGACUUCCUCUGCAAGACGGCAACAAUAAGGUGAAGCGGGCUGUGGUGCAGGUGAUCAGCGCCAUGGCUCACCACGGCUACCUGGAGCAGCCCGGCGGGGAGGCGAUGAUGGAGUUCCUCGUCCGCCAGUGCGCCCUUCCCUCGGAUGCGCAGCCCAAAAAGCAGCCGCUGGAUGCUGAUGACCUCACUAGUGACAGCGUCCAGAGCAUCAGCGUCAAUACGCUCUUUCUCCUUAGCACGACUGUUGACAGGAUGAACAACGUUCUGUGGCCGUACCUCCUGGAGUUUGUGACCCCGAUACAGUUCACCAACGCCCUGACCCCACUCUGCAAGAGCCUCAUGUGUUUGGCCGUAAAGAAGCAAGAGGAGGGAGAAAACGCGUCCCUUAUCCGUUACGACCUGAAUGCAAAUCUUCCUUCGCCCUAUGCUCUAACAACAAGACUGCUGGUUGUAUCUUCACAGCCGUAUGUAGGAGACUGCCGGGGGGCGGCUGCCCUGCGGCUGCUGAACGUAUUGCAUUACAGCAUCCACCCCGCGCUGGACCAGCCUUGGAGCAAGAAGGUCCCUCUCUUGGUGGAGCACAUAGAAGAGAACACGGAGAAGUCCCUGUCCCAGAAGGAGUGGGAAGAGAAGCUGCUGCUGUUCCUCCAGGAGACGCUGGCGGCCGUUUCUGACAACACAUGGAUUUGCCAUUUUGUCACAGAGAUGUGCAGGCAGCUGAACAGCUACAAUGGCUUCCCGCUGGAGAAGAACUUCCUGUAUAAAUGCAUCGGGACGACGCUUGGGGCGUGCACCAGCAAAGACCUCGUGCAAAAGCAGCUCCAGGAGCUCCUGGAAACAGCCAGAUACCAUGAGGAGGCAGAAAGGGAG
Messenger RNA from Fulmarus glacialis (Northern fulmar), 2055 nucleotides. It is a transcript of the gene MROH1, whose product is annotated as maestro heat-like repeat family member 1. The annotation marks the transcript as partial. The transcript is spliced from 19 exons. NCBI's taxonomy places the organism in Eukaryota, Metazoa, Chordata, Aves, Procellariiformes, Procellariidae. Gene Ontology annotation, cellular component: cytoplasm. The record is from RefSeq and is a predicted model, not a curated record.